Messenger RNA from Manis pentadactyla (Chinese pangolin), 5505 nucleotides. It is a transcript of the gene UHRF1, whose product is annotated as ubiquitin like with PHD and ring finger domains 1. Bases 1841 to 4213 code for a protein of 790 amino acids. Gene Ontology annotation, biological process: negative regulation of gene expression via chromosomal CpG island methylation. Gene Ontology annotation, molecular function: ubiquitin protein ligase activity; protein binding. The transcript has 17 exons. NCBI's taxonomy places the organism in Eukaryota, Metazoa, Chordata, Mammalia, Pholidota, Manidae. The record is from RefSeq and is a predicted model, not a curated record.
GUUACAGUUCUGGAAGUCAGCAGUCCAGAAUGGGUCUUAAGGAGCUAAAAUCAAAGUGUCAGCAGGACUGCACUCUAGGGUUCUGGGAGAGAAUCCGGCCUUUGCCUUCUCCAGCUUCUAGAGGUUUCCCACAUUCCUUGCCUCUAGAUCUCAUCAUCCCAACCUUUGCUUUGUCACUUCUUCCCAGAUUUGACUCUCCCUCUCCCGCUUCUCUCUUUUUCUUGUUAAGACUCUCAGGAUGACUCUGGGCCAGCCUGGAUAAUCUAGGAUAAUCUCCCCCUUUGAAAAAUCUUUAAUUGAAUCCCAUCUGCAAAAUCCCUUUUGCCAUGUAAGGAACCAUAUUCGCAGGCUCCAGGGAUUAGGGUAUGGGCUUCUUGGGGGGCCAUCAUUCUGUCUACCAUCUGAGCAAGUAAAAGCAGAAGAUAGAAGGGACUCGGGACAGUGCCAGAGACACCUUGUAAAAACGUAAGUUGGAGCCCAUCAAUCACUUUCCUGCUCACAGUCCUCUUGUGCUACUUGCCGCUCUCCAGAGGUAGGACCCAAGUCCUCCUGGUGGCCUGUGAGGUCUUCUCGGACCCCCUCCCACCUCACCUCCUCCUGCCCCCCCCUUUGCAGAGUCAGCCCAGCUACAACUGGCCGCUUGCUGCUGCUCCUCCUACGUGGUUCCGUCUUUUCCGGCCUCUGAGCUUGCUCGUCCCUCCUCGUCCCGUCUGUCCUUGGUUUCUCAUCUCACGUCCCAGCUCAAACUCAUCUGCUGGGUCAGGCCCACCUCUUCACCUCAGCCAGAAUAUCCUCUGUCCCAGCCCCCACAUGGCCGCUGGUCACCCGCCACCUAUUGUCCUGUCUUCAUUGCAGGCAGCAGUAUCUGAAAUGGCUUGCUUUAUUCAUUCAUAUCAUGCCCGUCUCUCCAGACGAGAAUUUACCCUUCCAGAGACAAAUAACGGGGUUGCCCUGGCCCACUGUUCGGCCCCCCAGCACUGAGCACCCUGUCCAGGUGCUCUGUGGGUGCCCAGCAUGGGUCACUGUGUGCCCGCCAAGACUGGCCAGAGCUGAGCAGGCAGGGUGGAGGGGGCAGGGCAGUCCUGUCCGCCUGGACAGCCCGGAGAAGGCGGGAAAACGAGGCGGGAAAACACAGAGAACAAGCCCUGCGGGUGGAUGGGGUGGGGGGCUCUGGCGGGCCCUGACGCUAGGAAGAGGGACUGGGGUGAUCAGGCCAGCCAUCUGGGUGCAGGCGGUCUCAUGUGGGACACCCCCCCCCCGCCCCACUUUCUCUUGCAGUGUUUAGACACUGAUUACGGCCUUCUUGGCCCUACUUGUCAAUAUGUGGCGGGGGAGCAGGGCUGCGGGAAUGGUCUUAUGAGGUCAAGGGGUCCCUAUCCCAGCGGUCCAUGCCCAGGGCUCCUGGGGGGGGGGGACAGGCACAGUGGGGGUCCUAGGUCCCGCCACCGGCCCCGUUGCACACUGGGCGCGCCCAGCAGAGCGCGCAGGCUGGGCGGGGCCGCGGCCUGCUGGGCGGAGUUGGGGGGGUGGACAGAGGCGGGGGCGCCCCCCACCCCCUUUCUCGCUUCCCGCCACUGCGGCGGCCAAUCAUCUGGCAGGCGCCCGCCCCCGGCGCGGCCUCCCGCGGCCCCGCAACUCCCAAACGCCGAGUUUUCGCGGGAAAAAAAUCAGAGCAGCUGGCAGCGCGGCGGGCAGAGGUGGCCGUCCAGGCGCCUCGGGUCUCACGCACAUCUCCGCGGGGUCCGGGCCACGCACGCGGCUCCAUCGCCAUCUCCAGCCCGGCCAGGCGCGCAAGCAGGCGAGAGUGGAUCGGGGCAGCUGGAGAGCACCAGCAGACACCAUGUGGGUCCAGGUUCGCACCAUGGACGGGAAGGUGGCCCACACCGUGGACUCGUUGUCCAGACUGACCAAGGUGGAAGAGCUGAGAAAGAAGAUCCAGGAGGUGUUCCACGUGGAGCCAGGCCUGCAGAGGCUUUUCUACAGGGGCAAGCAGAUGGAGGACGGCCACACUCUCUUUGACUAUGACGUGCGCCUGAAUGACACCAUCCAGCUCCUGGUUCGGCAAAACCUGGUGCUGCCGCCCAGCAGCAGCAAGGAGAAGGACUCGGAGCUGUCGGAUACAGACUCCGGCUGCUGCCUGGGCCAGAGCGAAUCUGACAAGUCCUCGAACAGUGGUGAGGCGGCCGUAGAGACCGACGGGAAGGCGGGCUUAGCGGAUGAAGAUGUGUGGGAUGAGACAGAGCUGGGCCUGUACAAGGUCAAUGAGUAUGUGGACGCUCGGGACACAAACAUGGGGGCGUGGUUUGAGGCUCGGGUGGUCCGGGUGACCAGGAAGGUGCCAUCCCAGGACGAGCCCUGCAGCUCCACCUCCAGUGCAGUGCCCGAAGAAGACGUCAUUUACCACGUGAAAUAUGAUGACUACCCGGAGAACGGAGUGGUCCAGAUGAGCUCCCGGGACGUCCGGGCUCGUGCCCAAACCGUCCUCAAGUGGCAUGAGCUAGAGGUAGGCCAGGCGGUCAUGCUCAACUACAAUCCUGACAACCCCAAGGAGCGCGGCUUCUGGUACGACGCGGAGAUCCUGCGGAAGCGCGAGACCCGGACGGCGCGGGAGCUGUAUGCGAACGUCAGACUCGGGGAUGAUUCUCUCGAUGACUGUCGGAUCAUCUUCGUGGAUGAAGUAUUCAAGAUCGACCGCCCGGGUGAGGGGGACCCUGUGGUUGAAAACCCAGUGCGAAGGAAGAGCGGGCCCUCCUGCAAGCACUGCAAGGAUGACGAGAGCAGGACUUGCCGGGUGUGCGCCUGCCACCUGUGCGGGGGCAAGCAGGACCCUGACAAGCAGCUCAUGUGUGACGAGUGUGACAUGGCCUUCCACAUAUACUGCCUGCACCCGCCCCUCAGCAGCAUCCCCGCCGACAAUGAGUGGUACUGCCCCGAGUGUCGGAAUGACGCCAGCGAGGUGGUGCUGGCAGGGGAGAAGCUGAAGGAGAGCAAGAAGAAGGCAAAGAUGGCAUCGGCCACGUCGUCCUCGCAGCGGGACUGGGGCAAGGGCAUGGCGUGCGUGGGGCGCACCAAGGAGUGCACCAUCGUCCCGUCCAACCACUAUGGACCCAUUCCAGGCAUCCCCGUGGGCACCAUGUGGAGGUUCAGAGUCCAGGUCAGCGAGGCAGGCGUCCAUCGACCUCACGUGGCGGGCAUCCAUGGCCGGAGCAGCGAUGGGGCUUACUCCCUGGUCCUCGCUGGGGGGUACGAGGAUGAUGUGGACCACGGGAAUUCUUUCACAUACACAGGUAGUGGUGGUCGAGAUCUUUCCGGCAACAAGCGGACUGCAGAACAGUCUUGUGAUCAGAAACUCACCAACACCAACAGGGCCCUGGCUCUGAACUGCAGUGCACCCAUCAACGACCGCAAAGGGGCAGAGGCCAAGGACUGGCGGUCAGGGAAGCCUGUCCGGGUGGUGCGCAACGUCAAGGGCCGCAAGCACAGCAAAUACGCCCCCGUGGAGGGCAACCGGUAUGACGGCAUCUACAAGGUCGUCAGGUACUGGCCCGAGAAGGGCAAGUCUGGCUUCCUUGUGUGGCGCUAUCUACUCCGGAGGGACGACACUGAGCCUGGCCCCUGGACAAAGGAGGGGAAAGACCGGAUCAGAAAGCUGGGGCUGACCAUGCAGUAUCCGGAAGGCUAUCUGGAGGCCCUGGCCAGGAAGGAGAAGGAGCACAGCAAGAGGGAGGCCGAGGAGGAGGAGGAGGAGGAGGACUUCACGUCCCCCGGGAAGGGGAAGGGCAAGCGGAGGAGCCCGUCCGCAGAAGGCGGCAAGUCCAGCCCCGGGUCCCCCCAGGGGACGCCCAAGAAAUCCAAGGUGGAGCCCUACAGCCUCUCGGCCCAGCAAAGCAGCCUCAUCAAGGAGGACAGGAGCAACGCUAAGCUGUGGAGCGAGAUCCUGAAGUCCCUCAAGGAUGGGCCGUUCCAGAAGUUCCUGAGUAAAGUGGAGGAAACCUUCCAGUGCAUCUGCUGCCAGGAGCUGGUAUUCCGCCCGAUCACAACUGUGUGCCAACACAAUGUGUGCAAGGAUUGCCUGGACCGGUCGUUCAGGGCGCAGGUGUUCAGCUGCCCGGCCUGCCGCUAUGACUUGGGCCGGAGCUACUCCAGGCAGGUGAACCAGCCCCUGCAGGCCGUCCUCAACGAGCUCUUCCCCGGCUACGGCAGCGGACGAUGAUCUCCAAGCACUUCUUUUUGGCUAUUUUUAAAAAAUGUAUCAGAGGGGUCUUUGGCCCCUACUUUGUUUUUAGUGGGCUUAAAUUAAACAUGUAGUUUUUCCUCCAUUCCCUAAAAAGCCUCGUCUUCCUGGUUUUUGUUUUUGUUUUUUUAAUCUGUCAAUUUUCAGGAAUUUGUGUUAUGGCUCAAAGAAAGAAAGAAAGUUGGACUUCUCAGCAUUUUAUUUGGUUUUUAAAAAAAACACAAAGCCUGCGAUUUAUCAGCAGAAAACACACACACGUUUUUUUUCCGAAGAUGGAAUGGGAAACGACUAGGCGCGAAGGCUGCUCAUGUCCCCAGCUUCGAAGCCACCAGCCAGCAAUGAGGCGUCUGGCUGCCGAGAACAAUCUUUCCAAGGUUUGCAGUGAAAGCGAGCACAUCUUCAGGACAGCAUUGUAUCACCUAAAACCCAGCAAGGCGGUGUCCGGCGGUGGCCCUGGACGUGGAGGGUCCCUGCUGUCACCCACCAGGAACCUGUUGAAAGGAAGAGGAAAAAUCCCAUUUGGCCCCUUAUGAGCCCUUGCCUCAAAGCCACCCACCACCAGUCUGCUUUCGGGUUCAAGAGCUGCACGCAGGGUCCUCUGCCCAUGUGAACAGGGAGCAGAGGCCACAGAAACUACCUCCACUGGGCUCUCGUGGGGGCUGGGUGUGCGGUGCCAACGUGGAACCACACCACGGAAGCAGACAAAGCCAUGUUCAAGUGCCUUUGUUUCUUUCUAAACAUGGGGCUCUUUUUUAGCACUGAAUUGUUGAAAAUGCCAACCAGAUUCUAAAACUGUGGUUAACCAGUUCUUCCCAAUUCUAGGUGAGUGUUUGGGGAUAGUUUUGAGUUUCGUUGGUCCUCGACAGUGCAUUUUCAACUCACCCAUUGAGACUUAUAAGAGGGAAUUUUUUUUUUUUAAUAAACACUUUCUAAAUGAAAAGUUUUUUUGUAGUUACUGUAUAUGUACUAAGAAAGCUAUGACUUAGGGUUUGUUUUGUUUUGUUUUGUUGGUUUUGUAUUUUUUUGAAAUGAUUUGUUAAUUUUUCUAACUACCAAAGUUUGCAGCUUAUACCUCAACAGAACAGGAUAUUUUAAAUUACAACUGCAGACAAACUGGAGCAAUAUUCUUUUAAAGGUUUUUCUUCUUCCCUCCUUGCCUAGGUUAUUAAUGUAUUAGGGAGAAACAACAAAAUCCUGUGUAGGUGUUUUCUAAAAAGCUCAAUAUUCUUUGUCCAGAUUUUAGAUGCUCAGAAUAAAUGUCUUUUAGAGAU